Molecule: messenger RNA, 8031 nt
Organism: Mya arenaria
Lineage: Eukaryota; Metazoa; Mollusca; Bivalvia; Myida; Myidae
Product: pleckstrin homology domain-containing family D member 1-like
Exons: 14
Coding region: 60-1577 (505 amino acids)
Source: RefSeq, a predicted model, not a curated record
UCAGUUAUUCGUCAACCCGGAAGAAAACAGAAAUAACUAAAAAUGAUGGCCUAGAUGUAAUGUUCUGUGAUAAAUUGUUUGGAACAGGAAAUGGAAUUGAUAUGAACGGUAUGCCAGAAAAUUCGGGACUUACAGUCGACUGGAAGAGUCGUCUGCAAAUUCAUGGAACAUUGUUGAAAAGAUCAGCACAGUCAAAAUGGCUAAGAAGGCUGUUUAUUGUGCGGGAUGGCUGGCUGCUGUACUAUCCAGAGACAGAACGAAAGGACAUGAUUCGCAGGAAUUUCUUUAACAUUCACCCCAAGGCAGCCGUUCCGCUGGGGGAGUGUGUGAUCUCACCAAGCAACGAGCAGGGACAAAACUUUGCUUUUACCAUCUUGUCAGAUGAUAUUGAGGGUGGGCUCACAUUGGCAGCUGAGAGUGAGUUUGAGAGAGAAAAAUGGCUAGCAGUUCUGGAAAAAUCCAAACGAAUCACAUGGGCAAAUCAGCAGCUUUCCAAUGACAUGAUUCGGCAGCUAGAGGAACAUGGUCAAGUGAUGGCCAAACAACGACAGGACUACUUUGACCGUCUACAGUCUGAAGUACAGGAGCUGGCUGGUGAGAAGGAGAGGACCUGGGAGUUGGAGCGUCUGAACGAGGAGCUGGAGAAGGAGAAGGAGAGGAUGGAGGCAUUCAAUGUUGAGAUGAGGGACGAGUAUGAAAAGGUCAAAGGCGAGUUGGAGGAAAUGGUGGGAUUGAUGCGGACCCUGGACACAGAACACACUGAACUUCUACAGCAGCUUGAUACACAGGAGUCUGAUCUUGAGGGUCUUGCUAAAGAGAAAGAAAAUAUAAUGGCCACCCUGAAGCAUGCAGAGACCGUGACAGAGCAGCUAUCCCAGGAGAAGAGAGAGACAGAGGAGAAAAUGAGGAGCAAACUUGCCUUCAUAGAACAGCAGACCUCACACUUGCUACAGGAAAAGGCAGAGGCUGAGAUGAGACUGGAGAAUAACAAGCAGCAUGCUAAGGAGCUAGAACAAGAGAAGGAAAUGUACAACGAACAAGCUCAGGAACUACAGGCCACCAUCAAGGACCUCAAGGUACAAAAAGAGAUGACAGAAGCUGAGCUUAAGGAUGAGAUUCUCGCACGUUUGGAAGCAGAGCGGCGGCUGCGAGAGGCAGAGAGCUCACUCCACCAUCUCGGCCGUGCUGUUGAGAAUGAGACCCCCAAUAUAGGUUCAGAGGUCAAGGAACAGAUGGUCGUCAAUGUCAACAAACUCAGAGGGUUUUUUGAGAACCUGGCCCAGGAGGCAAAGGUUGAUCCUGACAAGCCGGUAGUGAUGAAGAACGCCAUCCAUGCUCGUAAAACUAUCAUGCGCAAAAAUAGGACAAGAAAGUUUGAGCGCAGAAAAUCCAGCAGUAUGCGAGCGAAGUCGAUGAACAUGGACGAUGUGGACCUUCGUGGCGGGACGAGAACAAGUCCACGUCGUGCCCAGUCUACAUUUGUUCGCAGCGGGUCACGAGAUGAUGGAGAUGACACCUCUGCCCCGACUCUCGCUCCCCUGCCUACCCUCACUGAAACCCUUACAGAACACUUUUGAAACCCCACUCCUGCUCUCAAUGACCAACACAUAAGAAAAUGUUUUAACUAAAUGUCUUAUUCAUGUCAAAUUUAUAAUUGCCAGUGUUCAGCUUUAUUUAAUUCAAUGCACAUCUUCUAUUAAUCACCAUUGAAUGAACGGAUUUAGUAAUUGUACGUAGUUUAGCUUCUUUCAUGCUCUACCACAGCACUACUCAAUAAUCAGACUGUGAUUUUGAAUUAUUGAAAUUAAAUGCCUAUUUCCAGGACUGCUUAUGAUUUUAUGCCAGAUUUUUGAUACUGCAUUAAUUCUAGCAUAUCAGGUAAUCAAGAAAUGUAGUGAAGUUAUUAAAUGUUUUAAUUUAUAUUUAAAUUCAAUUAGUACAAAGUGUUGAACUUCUUAAACAGACUGAACAAUGAUUGAUGUUGAUUAUUAAAACCUGCACAAUGUAUUGACUAGACAUAUUGCCUGUAGUCAGUCAAUAUAUUUGCAAAAAACUGUUAUAUAAAAGUACAUGUAUAUCAUGUCAUUGCAAUCAUCAUCAGGUAUAUUUUUGUACUGAACUACUUGGAGUUCUCGCUUGUUUUUACAGUGUGAUCAUAUGAUGUGGCAUCGAAGCUGAAUUCAAUUGUGUUUGUUGUCUGGUCCUAAAUCGUCUGCAUAAUCUCCAUGUGCUGGGCACAUGAUUUCUGUCUUCUACGUCAGGUGGUUUAUGACACUCCCUAUAGUGGUACGACAUGCAAGUUAGUGCAUAUACCCAUGUCAAUUAUCGAUUUAAUUGGAAAUUAAGGUCAUGAAAGAAGACCCUGAUCAAAGAUAUAGAUAGGCGAAGCCAUUGAAUACCAAUUCAGAAUUUUGCAAACUGUGAAAACACCCAAGAAGGUGCGUAUAUUUAGUAAAAAAAAUCAAUGUAAUUGAUUUAAUAUUUCAUUAAAGAAAAAAAUUGAAUACUGACACUCAACACGCACAUCAUGUAAACCUGGAGACUUUCAUGAAUAGCACACGUUACAGCACGUGUUUCUGUCAUUUGAUUCAUAAAAAACAAUGAAUUGAUUUGGUUCAUUUUUUGUUAAUGGCAGAUAUAAUAUAUUAACAAAGCAAUAAUAGUAUGAUUUACAGUGAGUUUGGUAUUUAUAUAUACCACUGUAUACUGCAACCUCUGUAAAGAAUAUACUAUGUUCUUAAUUAAGGCAAUUGAAAAAUUUAAUUAAGGGUGUAUAUUUUGUGGAAUCUUGAUUUCGUGGAUCACCCAACCCAUGAAAACCAUGAACCUUAAUGUCCCACAAACAUUAAUGAUUUCACAGUAUAUAGUGACAAAGAAUACUGGUUUGUGUUAAAAACAACAAAAUAUUAAACAUAUACAUGAUAAAUCAAAUAUCACAAUUGGGGUCAAAACACAGUAUUUACUAAACAUGUAUAUACUAACUUAAAAUGAUAAACAUGAGGAUUAAGUUGUGUUGUUGUUUUUUUUUUCAAUUUAAAAAGACUGUUCAAGACUUGAUCUUCAGUGACCAUUUCCAGAAUAUCCUCUUUUUAUAGGAUAGGUUUAAAAAAUGUGUUUUUUUUCGGUAUUGAAUUAAAUCUUACUUUUAAGUAAUAGACAGACGGACAAGUUUAUUAUUGUGAACAUGUAUAACUUAGUUUUGACAAAAUACAAUAUGUAUCAUUAUUUGUAAUAUUAACAUUGUCACAAUGAUAGAUGGUUUUAUCAUAGUUAUCGGAUCAAUUUUGUUGUUUUGAUUUUUAAAAACUUGUAUGUGAUUUGAUAUGGACCAACUUGUUAUAAGGAAACUUGAUGUUUCUUGUACAUAUUAAUACAGGUUGUUAUAAUGUUUGAAAUUUUUUUCUUGAAUCUUUAAAAAAUUCCCUUUGUUUGCAAUUUUAGAUCAUUUUCUUUUGACCAUUAGAAUUAGAAUAAUAUAACUUAGGUUAUUAGUAUUCAUGAUAAGUUAAACUUUCUCUAAGAUGGUUUUCUUUGAUUGCAUUUUCAUAAUAAAGGGUAGAUCUGUUAAAAAUAGUUUCAAUUUUUUUCUAUAACAUUUUUGUAUUUCUUUCUAUAACAUUUUUGUUUUCUGAUUUAUUUUCGAGCAUCAUUUCAUUAAGUAGCGUUUUAAGAGUUCUGGAAGAGUGCUGCACCCUGCCCUUUUUGGGUAGCGCACAUCUGCCCUUAGGGGGACCAGUAUGGACACCCUUUUGCAUAAGAGAAUUAACUGUUUAGAAUAAUCAAAUUGUUCUUUUGUUUUGAUUAAACUUAUGAUAAUAAAUACAUGCAAACAUAAUACAUAUAUAUAUAUAUAUGGCAUAUAAAGCUUGAACCUACUUCGAUUAAACACAGAUCCUAAUACUUCAUGUCAAAAUCACUAUAUCUAAAUUCUUCACAUCCCCAUACAACGUGCCAUUGUCUCCCUUGGCACCCUGUCCCUCUUGUGCAGCACCCUGCCCAUGUUAAAACCUGCCUUAAAUGCUUCAUUUAAGUUAACUACACAGUUACAUAGCUAAACUGUCAUUGUUUUUUCAUAAUUGCACUUAUGAAUGAUUUUAUUAUUUUGUUUAUGUUUUAGAGUUUAUUUUUUUAACAAGCAUCUCUAAUAGUGCCAUGUACAGUAUAUAUUGCAAGAUAAUUAUGUUUGUAUGAUACACAUGUAUUAUGUUCAUGUGAAUUAUUCCUGAUUUUGUCUCAGCUUUUUUGUUUUAAUGAUAUCAGCAUUUUCUACUUAUAUACAUGUAGUAUACCAGUGUUUUGUUUCUGACAUAUCCCUGUUUUAUUUUGUGUUUACCCUGAUUGUCCUCAUUAAAAUACUUACUGAACAUUUUAUAUGGUCAAAUGACUGACUUUCAAAAUAUGUGAUGCUAAAUACAGUCUUAUGUUCUUUUUUAUGCACGCACAGGGCAUCUUUGAGAUUAGCUGUUUUCCUUUUAAAAAAUGCUUAGAUAAAGUAGUUCACCAUCAUGAUCUGUGCUGAAAGCAAAUCUGAUCUAUUCCAUUUAAGUCAUUAGGACUUGCCUGACUCUAGGAGAUGUAUCUGUUUCGCCUCAGACUUCCAUUUAUGAUAGAAUUAUUUCUUCUACUUGAUGCAUUUUGUCUUCUAAAACGUGUUUUAUUCAGCUCCUAUAUAUUUGAUCUAUUUGUACAAAUGUUUGGCAACAUGCAUGUACCUUCUUCUCAUUUUAGAAGGCUAUUGUAUUAUUUAUGUGCAGUUUUCUGAAUAUAUAAUUUGUGUUCAUUUGGAAAGCCUUUUCAAUCAUUGAGCAGGAAUGCUGUAUUCAUAUUACCGGUAGUUAGUUAUAGUUACAGCACCCACAACUCAAGUUUUUGCUAUUAUACUAGAGCGCUUUAGUAGUUACAGCACCCACAACUCACCUGUUGCAACUAUACUAGAGCGCAUUAGUACUUACAGUGCUUAAGUAGUUACAGCACCCACAACUCAAGUUUUUGCUAUUAUACUAGAGCGCUUUAGUAGUUACAGCACCCACAACUCAAGCUAUUGCAACUAUACUAAAGCGCAUUAGUACUUACAGUGCUUAAGUAGUUACAGCACCCACAACUCAAGUUUUUGCGACUAUACUAGAGCGCUUUAGUAGUUACAGCACCCACAACUCAAGUUUUUGCGACUAUACUAGAGCGCUUUAGUAGUUACAGCACCCACAACUCAAGUUUUUGCGACUAUACUAGAGCGCUUUAGUAGUUACAGCACCCACAACUCAAGUUUUUGCGACUAUACUAGAGCGCUUUAGUAGUUACAGCACCCACAACUCAAGUUUUUGCGACUAUACUAGAGCGCUUUAGUAGUUACAGCACCCACAACUCAAGUUUUUGCGAUUAUACUAGAGCGCUUUAGUAGUUACAGCACCCACAACUUAGGCUAUUGAGACUAUGCUAGAGCGCUUUAGUUAUUACAGUGCUUUAAUAGUUACAGCACCCACAAAUCAAGUUAUCCAGAUUUUACUAGAGUGCUUUAGUAGUUACAGCACCUACAACUCAAGCUAUUGAGACAAUACUAGAGUGCUUUAGGGCGAGUGAAUAGUUUCAUUCCCGAGGGUUGGAGGUGAUGUAACUGUUUUGUACCAUCAUGUCAAGGAUAACGUUCAAUAGGUAAUAUGCAGUUUAAGUGAAUCGUGCUGUUAUUUAUCCACACAGCAGUUAUUGAAUGGUAAUGCCCAUUCUACUUGUAACCGUCCCGAUAUGUAUGAUAAUGUGUGGACGAAAUAAAGAAAACACUCACAAGGUGUUACAAGAACUGAUGUAUAAUGAACGGCAUACACUAACAAAUCAUGCAGAUGAAUUUAGCAUGUGAGAGUCAUUAUAACGAUUGUUUAAGGAUUUUGUAGACAUAUUAAUAAAUCUAAUCCUAAUGUUAUUGUUGUUUAAAUAAAACUUAGUAAAGCUUAUGUCAUAAGUGUUAAAUUUAAUGGCUGAAUCAAUUUGUGUUACUUUUAUAAUGGCUAAAACAAUAUGUGUUACCUUUUUGAUACUAGAGUAACUAUGUUCUGUAAUUUUGAUAAGUGUGCAUUUUUAUAUAUAUUGAUUAUACCCAUGUUCAUGUACAUGAAAGGUACAAUAAUGAUUUUGUUGUUGUACAUUACAUUUAGAUUUACAAUUAUUUAUUUCAUCUUUUCAUCGAAGCCCAUUCCCUGAGUAAACUGCAGAAAACAUAUCUCCAUUUUAUAUAAGCUUUUUUUUAGGUCCAUAUUUAGUGUAUAUCGCAACAAACAGCUCCCUUUAAGACUACCAAUGUGUGGAGACAGUCUUGAUAGUUAAGCCCAUGAAGAUAUCAGUGGCGAGCGAUCCUGUUCACAGCAAACUCAGCAAUGACAUUAUCCAGGAGUAUCAAUGUUAUGAUGCCCAAGAUUUAAUGGGUCUUAUUGUGGCCUCGCACUCUGGUCAUCAAUACUGAUUGCACCCAUUUAAAGUUAAAAAAUACUGACCGAUAAUUUUUUUAACGAUGUUCCAGUCAAGCGCAUAUCAAAUGCUUUAUAUGGUAUUUUACUUGGGCUAUGCCUUUUCGCCUGUCCCUUGUCAGUUGCUGAUGGUUUGUUUCUCAGUCGGGCAUAUGUCAGAUGCUUAUGGUCUCUAACUUAUGACAUGCCAGGUGCUUAUGGUCUUGUAAGUUUGGGCAUGCCAGAUGCUUAUGGUCUCGUAAGUUUGGGCAUGUCAGGUGCUUAUGGUCUUGUAAGUUUUGGACAUGCCAGAUGCUUAUGGUCUCGUAAGUUAGGACAUGCCAGGUGCUUAUGGUCUUGUAAGUUUGGGCAUGUCAGAUGCUUAUGGUCUCUAACUUAUGACUUGCCAGGUGCUUAUGGUCUCUAACUUAUGACAUGCCAGGUGCUUAUGGUCUCUAACUUAUGACAUGCCAGGUGCUUAUGGUCUUGUAAGUUUGGACAUGCCAGAUGCUUAUGGUCUCGUAAGUUUGGGCAUGCCAGAUGCUUAUGGUCUCGUAAGAUCGGGCAUGCUAGAUGAUUAUGUUCUCGUAAGUUGGGCAUCCCAAAUGCUUAUGGUCUCGUAAGUUUGGGCAAGUCUGAUGCAGAUGCUUAUGGUGUCGUAAGUUCGGGCAUGCCAGAUGAUAAAAAUCUUUGUAUUUAAAACUUCACUCUAGUUGUAACAGCUCAUUUUAAUGGGCACCCGACUUCCUGCCAGGAGCAGCCUGUAGUUAACAAUAUAUUGAUAGCACAAAUUGUACCCUCCUUGCAAUGGAUAUUUCUACUAUUACGAUAUUCAGAUUCUUCCUUAUCGAUAAAUACUGGUUUAUUUCAAAAUCUGACUGGGUAACAAGUAAACAUAAGCUAUAUUGUGUUCAUAUAUUCGUUUAUUUGGGGUAAUAAGAAUUUUCUAUUGUGUAAUGUUAACAGUCAAUGUCGUGUUCACAUUUUUUUACUCAUAGAAAGACAGUACAUAAGUGAUAUGGAAGGACAAAUUGACCCUAUGGCAAAACAAAUACAAGAAUAACCAAGCUCUAGAAUUCAUGAGACAUGAUAUUUUGCUGACAAAAGAUUGUUAUUUUCUUGUUGUUGUGCUUGGUUUUAUCCAGUCUAGGCUAAGGUUAAUACUGUGAGGAAGAUCUCUUUGUUAAUUACAAGAUAUGAUUUUGAUUUGAUCUUAAGUUCUUUUCUGAUAGACCCCUUCCUUCAUUUUAUUGUAUUGCUAUUGAAAUCAAGGAUUUUCUGGUUGGUUUGCUUUGUUUAAUCUGGACUUGUCUGUGGUCAUUUCUGUGAGGAAGAUCAAGCAUAACUUGGUACACUUGUAUGCUUUUUUGUUAUAAAAGUCAACUAAUUAUAUGUUCCAUGUGAAGGAAGUUAACUUACUCUUUAUUUUACUGCAACUUGGUAAUAGUAACAUAACUUAUUUUUGUUCAUAAUUGUAUGUUGUGAUCUGACAUCAGAAAAUCAUGUAUGGUUAUUAUGAUUUAUACACCUAUGUUACAUCACUAUUUGUUAUCUUUGUUUUGCUAUUUAGCAAUGUAAUAAUAAAGUCAUGAAAUUA